CAGUUUGUAAACAAAAAUGCACUUUUCACGUGCAUCCUUCAACACUAUUUUUUUUUCUUUCAUCAGCGCACGUUUCUCAUCGCUUGUUUUUCAUCUGAGUCCGGAGCAAGUUGUGCAAUCACGUUAUGUGCUAGUCAAGUGAAAUCCAGUGUUCUUAAAAGUGAUCAAAAAAUGUUCAAACUGUUCAGAUCGGUAAUUCGUCUGGAAACGCGAUGGCCAUCGGCAUCCGCUCUUUAUUCCACAUUUCGGCCGGCAGAAUUCCACUUCGAAACUUCGGACGGCGAAAGCGGCACUCUGAUUCAUCGUUUCUCCCGUCACAUAGCGCUUACAAAGAGGGACUUUACGGACCAGACCCGAUUCCAGUUCAAGUACUCGUCGUUCUAUCCGGUUUACCGGCCCGAUCAGUUCCUGGAACAGUUGGCGGGCAUUUCCAGCCAUGACAUGGGCAAACUGAUCUGCAUGACGAGCGAUUUCCGGGGGAAAGCCGACAUCCGGAUGUACACCGAUGUGGUCAACGCGCUGGACGAAGAAUGCGAGUCCCGGGUGGACAGGGCCGAGUUCCGGGAGCUGGUCGGAAUGAUGCACGGGUUUAUGUACCUGCUGCCGAACAAGAUUACGAAAUUGAAGGCGUACCGGAAGGCGAUGCCACGGCUGGUGGAAAUGUUCGGCAGGAACGUUAACCGCAAGGACUUCAUGACGAUUCUGUUCUUUCUGGGGCUGUGGAAGAAGAAUGCGGCCGGGAGUCGCCUGAUGGAACAGUUUAUAGGGGAUUAUCUGGGGGAGUUUUUGAACGAGGAGAUGGAGCGGAUGGAUUUCGUUAUAUUGGCCAAUGCCUUGUACAAAACCAGCGUGAGGAUCAAGGAUGAGCAGUUCCGGAAUCGCUUGGUAGAGGAAAUUGCCACCUUCGAAGACAAGGAUAUGGCGCUGUUCGUAACGCUGGUUAAAUGUGCUCGCAUGAACCGAAUCCACUCGGAUCGGAUAGCGGACCGGUUCAGGAAUCUGCUGCAGGGUGAAUCACAAUCCCUGGAUUUCAGAGGUCUAGCACAUCUGUUUGCCUACGUUGCUGAUAAUUUGAUAAAGGACGACACUCUGACUGAGCUCUUCCUGGGAGAAUGCCGGGCGCAUAUAGAAGCAGAAAUUCUCACACAACCGGAGAAAAGCGACUUGCUUCCGCAGAACUUCCGCGCCAAGGAUCUGGCCACCUUUCUGUGGAGUUGUUCCACUUUGUCCAUCGCACUGGAAGACCUCGAGAUAGAUGCAAAAGAUCUAAAAGACGUGAUAUUCCGCAAGAUCGACAACGACGAGUACCGCUACAUUCCGGACACCUUGGUGGACACGUGCCUUUCGUUGUGGCUUAUGGGGCACCCCUCGGUUGACCUCAUGUCCAGUAUCUUUGGCGAUCGUCAGAUGACGCAGCACUUUGCCAAAGAUCGCGCCAAGAUCGAGUCCAGGCGGGAUUUGCUGCUGGCUUGCGCCGAAAUCGAGCGACCGGAAGCGUUCAAAAUUAUUUCCAAACUUCCGCGGGUUCGGGCCUAUCAGUUGGAACGACCGGCACAGGAUUACUUGGUGAAGAAUCGCCGGGAGCUACAACGGGUUCACAGUUGUCUGCAGAGCGUGAAGGACAAGCUGCAGAUCGGCGAGAUCGAGCUUAAUUUGCCCAUCCGGGCGUUGAACAUUGCAGGGCUGCUGGUUAGGAUGGAUAAUGGGGACAUUGUUAAUUUGGACGUGCUGGAUCGAGCAUACUGUUUGUCCGACAGGGAGACCCCUUCGGGACUGAUGGUCCUGAAACAACGGCUUCUGAACAAAGCUGGUGUUGAAAUGCAUGUGGUCAACAGUCUGCAGAUAGAAUCCGACGACGCCCUAACGCAAACCCUGGAAGCCACCAUCCAAUGGUCAGUCAAAGCCCGCGCCACCAGAGAAUCCAGAAAGGCCGGUUAAAAGACACAUUUAUUCAAAUCGAAUACCAAAACUAAUAUCAGUUACAAAUUG
Aedes aegypti (yellow fever mosquito) is the source of this 1989-nucleotide messenger RNA. RefSeq lists its product as uncharacterized. The transcript has 3 exons. The record is from RefSeq and is a predicted model, not a curated record. NCBI's taxonomy places the organism in Eukaryota, Metazoa, Arthropoda, Insecta, Diptera, Culicidae. The coding region runs from base 172 to 1938 and encodes 588 amino acids.